Molecule: messenger RNA, 2049 nt
Organism: Lactuca saligna
Lineage: Eukaryota; Viridiplantae; Streptophyta; Magnoliopsida; Asterales; Asteraceae
Source: the annotation of a GenBank genome assembly
AUGGAUAGUGAACUACAAAAACCCGCUCAAUUUCUGAGAGUCAGGCAAAGACAAGUAGUUCAUCUGCUUUGCUUGUUGAUGGCCAUUCUGACAUAUCGUGCCCUUGCCAACACAAACCGUCCCAAAUUACCUUCUAGGAAACUUAUAUUAAAACGGCAACGUAUACGUGAACAGUUGCUACACGACCUUUCAAACGGCGGUCAAUGUCGUGAACUUAUCCGUAUGAGUGAGCAGGCUUUUAAGAAAUUGUGCACUAUCUUACAACAAGUUGGUGGUCUUCGAGCUACUCAACGCAUGUCCGUUGAAGAGCAUGUUGCAAGAUUUUUGCACAUUGUCGGCAAUGAUUUUAGAAAUCGAUUUGUCUCUUGGCUAUAUCGUCGCUCUAAAUCCACUACAAGUAGGUGCUUCCAUAGAGUUCUCCGAGCAAUUAUAUCACUGGAGAGUUAUUAUAUUCAACAACCAAAAGGUGAUGUUGUACAAAAAGAAAUUCAAGAAAAAAAACGAUUUUAUCCUUACUUCAAGAAUUGUAUAGGUGCAGUUGACAGGACACAUGUUCGUGUCAAAGUACCUAACAAAGAUGCCCCUAGAUAUUGUGGUCGCAAGGGAUACCCUACGAUAAAUGUCUUAGCUGCUUGUACAUUUGAUUUAAAAUUUACGUACAUUUUAAGUGGCUGGGAGGGUACAGCAUCAGACUCAAGGAUACUAAAGAAUGCACUCAAUAGAGAAGAUAAACUAGUAAUUCCAAAGGGUCGAUACUAUUUGGUAGAUGCUGGUUUGCCCCAUACAACUACACUAAUGGCACCAUAUCGCGGUGUCAGAUAUCAUUUGAAAGAGUAUUCUGCUCGUGCCCCUGAGAAUGCAAAAGAGUUAUUUAAUCUCCGUCAUGCUUCAUUACGUAACGCUAUAGAACGGGCAUUUGGUGUUUUAAAGAGAACGUUUCCUAUCAUUAGAAGUACACAAGAACCUUUUUAUUCUUGUGAAACACAAUCAGACAUUUUCUUGGCAUGUUGUAUUUUACAUAACUUUUUGUUAGAAGAAGAUCGAGACAAAAAUCUUGAAGAUGAGGUCAAAAUGAUGAAGGAAGAACAAGUUACUAAGAAAGAACACAUAAAAUGGACAGAUUGGAUGGAUUCUUGUUUUAUUCAAUCUAUGAUGACACAAGAUGACAAAGGAUUAAGGAUUAGUGGGAGUUUCAUCCCACAAGCAUACUCUAACAUGGUGGAGGAGCUUAAUCAAAAGUUUGGGAAGAGUUUAACAAAAAGUCAUUUAAAGAAUCGUUUGAAAACUUUAAAAUCAGGUUUCUCGCAAUGGUAUGACAUGUUCCGCGGAACUUCAUUGAGUGCGUUCGAUUGGAAUUCUGAAACACAACUAAUUGAAGCGGACGAGGAAGUGUGGGCCAACCUAAUUAAUUCAAAGCCAGAGGCAAUUUCAUUGAAGUCCAAAAAAAUACCAAACUACAAUGAAAUGAUAGCUUUGUUUGCGAAAGAUAGGGCUUCAGGGGUGCAUGUUGAAACCCCGAAAGAGAAGAAUGCUCGAUUGAACAAGAUUGGGGAUAUCAAAGUAGAAAAAAUUGAAGAAGUGGAUCAGUUACUAGCAAGCAAUGACAUAACACUUGAGAAACAACAAAAAAAUAAUGAUGAUGAUGAUGAUGGUCUUGAUGAUAUUCAAGUGUUAUCUCCUACAUGCUUUUCACCGGUGCAAAAUUCAAGUUCUAAGAAGUACAAAACUAAAAAAAGGAAACAUGAAAUUGAAGAUGAAGAUGAACCUGAAGUUGAACCUGAAUCGUUUGAAAAGGUUAUUAUGAGUGCAGUUAAAGAUGUGGCUUCUGCUAUGAGGGAGGGUAACAAAAUCUUCGAAAACUCUCAUCAUCGAGUUUAUACUGGUGAUGAAAUUUAUAAAGAGUUGGAGCCAAUGGAUUUGGAACCCGAUGAAUUAGUGGAAGCUCUCAUGUUUUUGUUGCAAAAUCAAUCUGAUGCAAGGACGUUAUUUAGAGUUCCAUUUAAAAUACGAAAAACUUUGCUGAAAAAAAUGAUGGGGGCAAGUAAAUGA